Messenger RNA from Metarhizium brunneum ARSEF 3297, 699 nucleotides. RefSeq lists its product as uncharacterized. The record is from RefSeq and is a predicted model, not a curated record. Lineage: Eukaryota; Fungi; Ascomycota; Sordariomycetes; Hypocreales; Clavicipitaceae.
AUGCGUCUACAAGAGUCGUCGAUGAUCGGUCGCUGUGAUGAAUCAGCCAGAUUAUCUCGCCGUACAUCACUCGAUCUCCAAUCCUUCAUCCGUCUUCGAAACAUCCUUGGCUGGUCCAUCGAGACAACAGAUGCAGCUACAGCCGCCCUCGCCCAUCGAGAAGUCAUCUAUCCCAGCGAUACAACCCAACAUCACGUAUUGGAUGGAGACUUUAUCCAAUGUCCAGCCGCAGUGCAGGAAUUAUCCAUCAAGACUAGUAUCACCGUCGUCGAGCUGUUUCCCUUCUGGGGCCUCAUGUACGCACAAUUUUCUAAUUCUCUCUAUGCGCGACUGUUUCUGCGCAGCGGGUUGGUCAAAUUGUAUCCGUCCUUGGCGUUUGUGGAUGGAGAUGGACAGACGGAUGCUACGUUUGGGAAGAAUAAGGGUGCUGUGUUGCGGGCGUUGGGUAUGACGCAGGAUGAUCAGGUUGUGUUCAUGGGGAUUAUUGGGUUCGAUUCCAACACGCCCUGGACGCUUGAUGGGAUUUCCAGGCUGUAUAGUCAUCAGCAGCUGUACAAGAUGCUUCAUCUGCCGGUGAAGAGGUAUGCGGAUUGGUGGAGGGUUGUUUGCCAGAAGGGGGGUGUUGAUCCUUUUACUGAUCCGCAGAGUGCGUUGAAGGUAUUGGAUUUGUGGUUGUAUUUGCCAGAAGGGAUUGAGUGA